CACAGCGAAAGGAUCAUGGCGGAUGGCCCCAGGUGUAAGCGCAGAAAACAGGCCAACCCGAGGAGGAAUAACGUAACGAAUUCCAACAAUGUUGUGGAGGCCCAGUCCGACUCUGAUGACGAGGACAAGCUACACAUAGUGGAGGAAGACCCUGAUGGAGACAGCACCGUGCCAGAAGACACCUCAGCAGUAUUACCCCAGAACGGGACAGAGACGCACCAAGACACCUGGGAUGGAGUGAAGGAGGAGUGUGGCUCAGAAGAGGAGGAGGAGGAGGAGGAGGAGGAGGAAGAGGAGGAGGGAAAGGAUGCUCUGGUAGAGGAGAUGCUCCAGCAGGGAGACACGGCGGUCAUCUACCCCGAGGCUCCAGAUGACAAACAGAAAAGCACGCCUGAGAGAGGGGUCCCAGAGAAGAACGUCCCAGGCACGCCAGACACCCUCUCUCAGCUCCUGACCUGUCCGUACUGCUCACGGGGCUACAAGCGCUACACGGCCCUGAAGGACCACAUCAAGCUACGGCACGAGAAGAGCGAGGACAGCUUCAGCUGCUCCCAGUGCAGCUACACCUUCACCUACCGUACACAGCUGGAUUGUCAUAUGACCCAACACAAGGAUCCUGUACAGCGUCAUGUACCCCAGACCACCACCACCACCACCACAACAACAGGGGGGAACAGGAAGUUCAAGUGUACUGAGUGUUCCAAGGCUUUUAAAUAUAAGCACCACCUGAAGGAGCACCUUCGCAUCCACAGCGGAGAGAAGCCAUACGAGUGCCCCAACUGUAAGAAGCGUUUUUCCCACUCAGGGUCCUACAGCUCCCACAUCAGCAGUAAGAAAUGUGUUGGCAUGGUGCCUGUCAACGGCACCCCCCGCCCAGUCAUCAAGGUCUCCAACCAGACCCCCAGCCAGACCCAGCCCUCUGGCCCCACCGCGGCCCCCGUCCGAGUGCUCCUCCGGGGGGAGAAGACAGACGGCAAGCCCCUGCAGGAGCAGCUCCCCCACAACCAGAUAAAAUCUGAGCCAGUGGACUAUGAGUGCAAGCCGGUGGCGGUGGCUCCUAACGGGGCGGCGGGGACUAACGGGACGGUGUUUAACGGCGGCGUGGUGCUACCCCAGGGCAUGGCGUUGCCUCAGGGCAUGGUCCAGGCGGUGGUACUGCCCACCAUGGGUCUAAUGUCUCCAAUCAGUAUUAACCUCAGCGACCUGCAGAACGUGCUCAAGGUGGCCAUGGAUGGGAAUGUGCUGCGUCAGGUGCUGGGGACGGCCAACGGGCUGGUGACCUCCAAGCAGGGGUUUGUGACACAGGCUGGGCAGCAGGUCAUCUCAGCCAUCAGCCUGCCUGGCUUCGUCGACCAGGACGGAACCACCAAGAUCAUCAUUAACUACAGCCUGGAGCCAAGCCCAGCCCAACAGCCCACCGCCCCUCAGCUCCUCAAGAAGGAGGCUCCCCCUCCCACCACCAACACCGCCAGUACCACAAACACACAGCCAGCCUCCAAAGUAACAGAGAAACUCCCCCAGGACCUAAGCAUCGACAAGACCGAGCCGACCGACUCGGAGUGCGAGUCUGAGAAGGAGAAGGAGAAAGAGAUGGAGACGGAGGAGACAGAGACUGAAGCAGAGCAGACUGAAGCUGAGACACCAAAAGCCCAGACAGGCAAGACAGGGUGUCUGCUGUGUGACAACUGUCCUGGUGAUUUGGAUGCACUGCACAUGCUCCAGCAUUGUAAACCUGCCAAUGGGGAGGGAGGUGACGACGGCCCCCUCGACCCCUCCAUCGCCGCCCUCCUGGCCGAGGCAGGGAUAACACCAGGCCAGCACCCUCUAAAGAACCUACUCUCCCUCCUCAAGGCCUACUUCGCCUUAAACGCAGAGCCCACCGAGGAAGAGCUGGCCAAGAUCUCUGACAAAAUCAGCCUGCCCGUGGACGUGGUCAAGAAGUGGUUUGAGAAAAUGCGGUCUGGUCAGAUCACGGUCGGACCCCCUGGUUCCUCUCCAGAUGACUCUGGACUUUCAGAUCCCAGCACAGAGACCCAGGUUGCCCAAGAGAAGAGUGGGACAGAGAUAGAGGAGCAGCCUGCCUCAGCCCAAACACAGGAGAUAUCAUCUUCCCAACCUCCCAGCAGUUCCCCUGCCUCGACCUCCUUGUCCCCCUCGGUCUCAGCCUCGGCCCCCUCACCACUAAACCUCUCCUCCAGCGGCCCGGUCAUCGUGAAGACUGAGGACGACUCGGAGCGCGAGGCUCAAGAUCUUCCCCUGGACCUGUCCCUUCCCAAACAGCCCCAGUCACAGCCCCAGGUCCCCCAUGUCCCCCAGGAGCAGCCCCUCAACCUCACCUGCCUGAAGGAGACACUCCAGCCCCAAGCGCAGCUCCCAGGCUUCCAGGGAACCACCAACACCAUCUACGUCACCUCCUCCCCCCAAACUGCCAUUUCCAGCCCAGUGAACAUCAUGAGCACCCAGCUAGUAGCCAUCACCAACCAGGGCACCGGCACCACCAAACGGACUAUCCUCAUCCCCCAGCUCACCUAUACAUACACUACUACAGCAGCAGGCAGUGGCGCCGCCGGGGCCCAGAAGACCGUCAUACUCAACGGCUGCCAGGAGGAGAAGUCUGCCACCAGCUCAGAGGAGCAGAACAACUCGGACUCUUCCCCUCCGCAGAAGAAGAUGCGUCGGCUAGAGAGCGGGAUGUACGCCUGUGACCUGUGUGACAAGAUCUUCCAGAAGAGCAGCUCCCUGCUCAGGCAUAAAUACGAACACACAGGAAAACGGCCACAUGAGUGCGGCAUCUGCGACAAAGCCUUCAAACACAAGCACCACUUGAUAGAACACACGAGACUGCACUCCGGAGAGAAGCCCUACCGCUGUGACAAGUGUGGCAAGUGUUUCUCCCACUCGGGCUCCUACAGCCAGCACAUGAACCACCGAUACUCCUACUGCAAGAAGGAGCCCCAGGGAGGGCGGCAGGGGGGACGUCAGCUCGGCAUGAGCCCUGAAAUGAGCCCCCAAACAGAGGAGCAGCAGUCAGACAGCCGUCCCACCUCCCCACCUUCCCAACUGGACUCAGACGAGAGGGAGAGUGAGGAAGAGCUGGAGGAAGAGGAGGAGGAAGAGGAGGAGGAGGGCAUGGCGGCCAUGAGCAUGGACGACAUACGGGUGGUGCAAGUCGGUGAGGAUGACGAGGAGAGUGAGAUCUACGAGGUGGAGGAGUUUAGGGAGGAGAGGAAAGAGGAGGAGGAAGAGGAGGAUUGA
Molecule: messenger RNA, 3255 nt
Organism: Coregonus clupeaformis (lake whitefish)
Lineage: Eukaryota; Metazoa; Chordata; Actinopteri; Salmoniformes; Salmonidae
Product: zinc finger E-box-binding homeobox 1
Exons: 10
Coding region: 16-3255 (1079 amino acids)
Biological process (GO): anatomical structure development; regulation of transcription by RNA polymerase II
Molecular function (GO): RNA polymerase II cis-regulatory region sequence-specific DNA binding; DNA-binding transcription factor activity, RNA polymerase II-specific
Source: RefSeq, a predicted model, not a curated record